Molecule: messenger RNA, 2350 nt
Organism: Saccostrea cuccullata (small rock oyster)
Lineage: Eukaryota; Metazoa; Mollusca; Bivalvia; Ostreida; Ostreidae
Product: trichohyalin-like
Exons: 8
Coding region: 8-2350 (780 amino acids)
Biological process (GO): intraciliary transport
Cellular component (GO): axoneme
Source: RefSeq, a predicted model, not a curated record
UUUAAAAAUGGCAUUACAUGUACUAUCAAGAGGAGAUAGUUUACCAAACAAUUCCAAGAGUCAAACAUUUACUGAAGUCUACUCUCCUAAAAAGAAAGUUGGUGGUCAUAGGGGAGGCCGAGGCCGUGGUGGCAGAAAUACAAUGGGCCGGACAUCAGUGGCCAACUCCGAGCCCAAAAUGGACGGUGUCGUACAGAGAAUGAUGUCUGCCAAAAACCUAAAGCUGAAUGAACUCAGGAACCAGAUCGAGGACAUGCAGACAGCAUUCCGGGACCUCAAAGAGGAGAACAAGCUCCUCAAAAAAAUGCAGCACCGACAAGAGAAGGCCCUCGUGAAGUACGAGGAAACGGAGGGAGAGCUUCCUCAGAUCAUCGCCAGGCACCAAAACGAGGUGCGAACACUGAAGGAGAACUUACGUAAAACACGUGAGAAAUAUGAAAGGACAGAUCGCUACCUCAGGGAUGCGGAGGAUGAACUUGACAAGGUCAAGGGCAAGUUAAAGCGGUACAAGUCUCUGGCGGACCAGAAUAACCUGAAGGAGAGGGACGAGCUUCAGAAGGAGAACCAGAGGCUGCAGAUAGAACUGGAGGAGAAGGAAAUCAGGGUCAAGGAUUUGGAAAAACACAUUGUAAAUCUGAACAAAAACCACAGGCACGAGCUGGGGAUAGAAAUGGCCAGGAAUCGAGACCUAACCAAGCAGAUGGAUACCCUCCGAGAUCAGAAUAAUCAGAUGGAAAAACUACUCAAGGAGAAAGACAAGGAACUUCAGAUCAAGAACAUUUAUGCUAACCGAUCUCGUGCUCCUCAUCGGCUUCCAGCUUCCUAUGGGGGCACCCCACACGACACUCCCCCACCUAAAGCAAGAAAAAGGGCACCCUCACUGCAAGAUCUGACCCCCAGAGAAAAGGUCAAGUUAUAUGAGGAAAAGAGAAAAGAGGAGGAGAGAAAGCAGAAAGAGUCAAGGAAAGGGCGAGGUAAUGGUCCUAGGAUGGCCUUUAGUGAUAAUAUAGACAAACACAGCCGUGACACACAGAGGUCAUAUGACUAUGACACAUACAAUAGUUAUAGUAGUCCAGAAAAGAAAGAACUAGAGGAGUUUGGGGCAGCUAUUGCAGAUGAGCAACAAGAGAAAAGUUGGAGGGAAAAAGAAGAGAAAGAACGCGAGGAAAUGGAAAGGAGAUUAAAUCAGGAGCGAGAAGAAAAAGAGCGCAGAGAGUGGGAGAGGCGAGAUCGAGAAAGAAGAGAGCGGGAAGAAAGAGAGCGACAAGAAGAAGAAAGGCGGAAAAACGAAGAGGCAGACUGGAAAUUAACGCUGGAAAAAGAGAGGCUCAAACACGAACAGGAACAGAGGGAUAACGAAACGAGACGUCGAGAAGAUCAGCAGCGGCGUGAGCGGCAGGAGCAGGAACGCAGGGACCGCGAGAGACAGGAGCAGGAGCGAAGGGCCAGGGAGGAGCGAGAUCGAGAAGAAAUGGAUGAAAAACUACAGGCAGAAAGGAAGAAAAAGGACGAUCUGUUAGCGAAGUUAAAGGAGAUUGAUGAAGGGAAGAAUAAGAGCAAGGGCCCAGAGAAGAAGGAGGUGGAUACAUUCUUUGUUACGUCAGGAAACGUGGAUGUUGUGGAUAAGAAAACAGACAAAAAUAAGAAAAAGGAGAAGGAACCCGAUACUUUCUUGUUUUCUUCCAGUCGGAAAGACAGUGAUGGGGGGCUAGGAUCAGCCUCCAGUAAAAGUAGCUAUACGUUUUCUAAACCAAUUGAAAAUAUGCAUUCAGGGAAACCGGCAAGAGAUGAUGUGACUGUUCCGUAUAUUGAAAAGAAGAAACAGCAGAAAGCUCAGGAAGAUGUAGAUGAAUUUGGUGGAUACAUGCCGUCAUUCUCCAGCAACAAAACAACAUCGAAAACGACGAAGAAAAGUGGAGGAAUUGUGUUCAAUGACGACUUUUUGUCAUCGAAACCUCCACCGAAAAAGACAAACAAAAAGAGUGAUUUAAUGUCAGAUCUAUUUGGCAAUCAAACAAAAACUACUAGUCAAAAUAAAGAUAACGAUGAUAUCUUUAAGCCAUCCACGACUAAGAAAACAACCACCGUGAAUUCAUCCAAUAAGAGUUCUUUCCCGUGGGAUGAUGAUGAUUCAAAAACUACAGCAAAGAAACCUGCCACGAAGCGCGAGAACUCCACCAGCGCGUUAUUUGGAGGUGGAAGUGCUCUGAUUGAUGAUGACUUUUCUACAAAAGACUCCUCUAAAAUGUUACCAAGGCGACCGCGGCAGACGACCACCACAUUCCAGGCCCGUCCCGCGGUGACUGCGGUAGAUCAUUAUGAUGACGAUAUUGAGGAGGUUAUUCUGUAA